This is a messenger RNA of Rodentolepis nana, 1074 nucleotides long. The record is from the annotation of a GenBank genome assembly. Lineage: Eukaryota; Metazoa; Platyhelminthes; Cestoda; Cyclophyllidea; Hymenolepididae.
AUGUGCCUAUCAAGAUUAUGUUGCAUACGCUUUGAGGGCUGUCGUCUUUUGGGAGCUGAAGGCACACGAAUGAUUUUUACUUACCUAAUGUGCCUCCAAACUGAAUUAUGCGACCAGGAGCAUCUUUUCAAUUCUGAUUGGACGAAACCCGAGCAGCUGUUCGAGAAUUGGCGUCCACUUAUCGAAAUGGCUAUUUGUGUCAUUGGAGCUGUCCAAUCAUGUGUUGCGAAUUGCAAUGAAAAUCGUACCCUAUUUGUUCAGCUUGGUGGCUUUACAAUUCUUCUAAAUAUUUUGGAGCCUCUAAUGCGCUGUAUAGUCACGAUUCUCGACAAAGACGACCCAGUCAUUAGGGAGUUAGUAUCAUGGCGGGGAGCAAAACCACUGCCACUGGUGCCAAUAAGAGAAAGUAUUUUCAAGGCCAAAGGUAGUGAUGAGAUUACCAUGGAGGAACAAUUGGAAAUCAGAUUGAAUGAGUACAGACUCGUCAACAGCACUCAAAAUGAGGUCAAUAUCGUCGCUUUCUUAUGUCAUUGUUGGCGAGUUAAUCAGGAGAAAGUGAAUGAAUUUUUAGAUGAAAAGAAAACUGAAGAUUGGACUCCAAUGAGCGAAACUGAGGAAGUGUUUGUUCUAGCUCACCAUAUCUUAAAUCGAAUAAAUUUUGGUGAAAAUAUGAAACUCGGGAUUGAUGAUCAGAUAACCGUAUUAGAUAUCGAAAAUUUUUUUAAAAUGAAGGAAGCAGCAAUGCUAAUUCGAGUUCAAAUGGAGCUUAAGGAAAUGAUGAUAAUUCCAAUUAGAGAAGAUAUCCAAGAAUUAGACCAUUUAAUAGAACUAUCCAAGGAGAGGUACGAGAAUGUUCUCAAAAGAAAGUUGGAUAUCAUUAACGCAGCCAUUGAUCGAGAUUCUCGCUUAGAGGAAGAAAUUUAUAUCCUGCCGAGAGAAAUCAUGAAACAACGCAAGGUUGCCUUCGAAGGUGAAUCGGAAGCAAAAUUAAGGACUAAAGAUCACAACUAUCUGCGUGUUUCUAGAGCACUUAGAGUGCACGCCAACGAGGCAUCUAAAUCCAACUUUGAUUAG